AUGACGGACAAUGAGGCCGUCUCCCGCAUCAGCUCGUUUACGAGCGCGAGUGCCGGCACCGACAGCAGUACUCGCUCUUCCAUAACCGUAAAGCCCUCGACGCCUCCCCUAGGCUCCAUGAGCGCUCGCCGGGGAUCCAAUAUGCGCAUCGCCACAGAUGGUAGUGGUUAUCGCCGGAGAACCUCCAAGGACGACGCCCAAAUAUCUCCCACAUCUACAACAGCUACUCGAGGCACUCUGUCACCACCGUUGUCAAACUCUGCUCCCAGUGUCCCACCCAAAGAUCGUCGAUUGAGCGACCUUACCAACUACCGCCGUGAUCUUGCCGUUCUCGAGCCGACUCGUUCACAUCCGCCGCACUCAUCAUCACCAUCGUCAUCGCAAGCCCAGCAGCCGCUCCACAGCCACUCUGGGGGCAGCUUGGCGGCAAGCUCCCAAAUUGCCCCAUGGACGUCUUCAGGCUUGCCCGCCGGGUCCUCUCCCAAGGGGUUGACCACGACCUUCUAUAAUGAUUCCAGCGAUAGCUUGUCUCUUACGUCACAGCUGUCUCCCGGAUUGCCGUCAGCGACAGGCCGUCCGGGGACUGGCUCUGGUUCCAUCAGCCAGGACUAUGCCGAUGCACUCUAUGAUAACAUGGACGGCAGGCGACCUUCAGUCGCCAGCGUUGUUACAACCGCCAGUAGUCAGGGCUCGAAAACCAGCGUUAAUCGCGGUGGAUUCCGGAAGCUUCAAGGUUUUUUUGGCGAGGAGUUUCCCGGCCAUGACAGCUCAGAGAGUAGCCUUCCUAUCUCAGUCCCUGGCAAGGAUCAACGGUCACGAUCUUAUAGCCAUGGCCGUCCAACCCAACGCGAUCGCAACUACUCCAACGCGACCGACCGAGAACAGUCGCCUUCCUCGAGGCCAAGAACUCCUGUGCCAAAUCCAGAAGUCGUUCCUUUCCUCUAUCAGGAUAAUACGGACAUUGCUCGUUACGGGGAAGCGCCUGUUCGCGAUAUACUGACUGGGCCCGAUCGGGAGCGUUACGAAAGCUCCGCCGGCCAGAAUCCGCCCAAGUCCUCGUCGUCCGCCCGAUCUGGACCUGUCCAUCAUCUGCACAGCCACCACCACCGACAGAACAAAAGUAAUGAUGACCCUAGGACGUUGAGACCGACUGCUAGUAGAGAGGACUCGCUUAGCUCUGCACAACAAAUAAGGGACCGCCCGUCGAUCGGUAUGCUUAACCAACGAACAAGAGCACACAGUCCGACACCUAGUGCCAACAGCGGACCACCCGGUUCAAGGUCUGGUCUUCAUGCAGACGGCUCAACCUCACCGGGUCAACAUGGACGGCGCGGUAUUCUGGGGCGCCUUCGACGCCACCACAGGGACAAGGACGACGCCGCAUCCAAGUUGCGAGAUUUGCCCCAAUCAACCAAGUCGUUGCAGGCCAAACCUUCAAAGGCAGACAUCCAACGGCCCGAUAUCUUUCCUGGAUACUAUCCGGGGACUCCCGAACCAGGUGACAUGCUGGAUCCUCGGAUUGCGGCUCACCGUGCCGCCACAUUCAACAACAAAUUCCCAUUUUCCAAAAAGACCCGACCUCAAAGGGCUUGUGAUUAUACUGACGAAGCCAUCGGCCCCACGGAUUAUAAUGACCCGGGCCAUGUAUAUCACCUUGAUACCAACCUGAAUGAUAUGGAGGGCAUCUUGACAAGGCCGCCGCCCUUGACGCCCAUGGAUUCGACUUUUAUCAAUAGCAUCGACGGUGACCAGAGAGAAUCCUCGAUUGAAGGCCCAAAGGGUCGAUGGGAUGCCCCAGACAGUUGGGCUGUUCGCAGGAACACCGAAGACAAUUCCGAGGACGUGCCCGAAGUGGACGAGAUCGGUAGCCCACCGCGGCCAGACGAGAAGUUGGCUUCAUAUUUUAUCCGAAUAUUCCGAUCUGAUGGCACGUUUUCGACGCAUUCGAUGGUACUCGACGCUACAGUUACCGACGUCAUAUCGCAGGUUAUUAAGAAGACUUAUGUGGUUGACGGCCUGGAGAACUAUCACAUCAUCAUGAAGAAGCAUGAUCUCAUUCGAGUAUUGGCACCGGCCGAACGACCCUUGCUUAUGCAAAAGCGACUGCUCCAACAGGUUGGGUAUGAGGAGAAGGAUCGAAUCGAGGAGCUGGGUCGAGAGGACAACGGCUACCUCUGCCGUUUCAUGUUCUUGUCCGCCCGGGAAAGCGAUUUUCAUGCCAAGACCAUGGAUUUGGGCAUAUCCCGUUCGCAGAAGCUCAACUAUGUCGAUCUUUCAGGACGCAAUCUCGUUACUAUUCCUAUAUCCCUGUACAAAAAGGCGGCCGACAUUAUUUCAUUAAACUUGUCUAGAAACCUGUCUCUUGAUGUUCCUCGAGACUUUAUCCAAUCCUGCAAACAACUUCGAGAUAUCAAAUAUAAUAACAACGAGGCGAGAAAGCUACCGCUGAGCUUAGGACGAGCUGGCAGGCUCACUUUCUUGGACGUAUCCAAUAAUAGGCUGGAACAGUUGGAGCAUGCAGAAUUGAAUUCGCUGACUGGGUUGCUCAAGAUGAACCUAGCGAACAAUAGGCUGACCCAUCUCCCACCAUACUUUGGGGCCUACCAGGCCCUUCGCAGCUUGAAUAUCUCGUCCAACUUUCUCGACAAGUUUCCUCCAUUCUUGUGUCAAUUGCACAGCCUGGUUGAUCUCGAUCUUAGCUUCAACGCCAUUGCAACCCUUCCGGACGAGCUCGGCAACUUGAAGAACCUGGAAAAGCUCUUGAUGACCAAUAACAGAUUGGCUGAAGAAGUCCCUCAAGGUUUUCGCCAGCUGCUGAGUCUGCGAGAGUUGGACAUCAAGUAUAACUCUAUUACAAGUAUUGACAUCAUUUCAGAACUCCCCAAGCUGGAGAUUCUGACUGCUGCCCACAACCACAUAUCCUCCUUUGUCGGAAAGUUUGAAACUAUUCGACAACUCAAGCUGAACUCAAACCCGCUUACCAAGUUUGAGAUUAUUGAGCCUGUUCCUACUCUGAAGACCCUCAACCUGUCGCACGCUCAACUUGCCAGUAUCGAUUCCGCAUUCUCCAGCAUGAUAAAUCUCGAGACGCUAGUUUUGGACAGAAACUACUUUGUCUCCUUGCCCCAGCAGAUUGGAACGCUAAGCCGCUUAGAGCACUUCAGCAUCGCUAACAAUUCUGUGGGUGAACUGCCCCCUCAAAUUGGCUGCCUUACCGAACUUCGAGUCCUGGACGUACGAGGAAACAACAUUUCAAAACUGCCCAUGGAAAUUUGGUGGGCCAACAAGCUGGAGACCUUCAAUGCAUCGUCAAACGUGCUCGAGACAUUCCCCAAACCCGCAUCGAGGCCGCCGCGAGUUCCUGGCGAGGAACCAACGGGGCCUCCUCCCGUGCAAAAUGGCAAACCUUUAACCCUGAAUCCAAUACCGUCAAAUCCCAGCUCCGAGGACCUUGCUGACGACCGACGCCCAAGCCAAGCCUCGAGCACCCUUCUUAGUGUUGGCCCCUCACCAGUCUUGACCACGACAGACAGGAAGAGCUCCGUGGUGUCCGUCUAUGGAAAGGGUGGGCGUAAGACGUCUGUUGUUUCUCGAGCAGCCUCCCAGGCUACCAACUCCACUGCAUCGCCGCCAACUACCACUAGGAAGGAUUCUGGACUUUCUUCGAGGCUUACUAAUACCUUUGCCGGAUCACUUCGAAACUUGUAUAUUGCUGACAACCGGCUGGACGACGAUGUUUUUGACCAGAUUAUCCUGCUUUCCGAACUGCGCGUCCUUAACCUCUCGUAUAAUGAUGAAAUCAGUGAUAUGCCUCAAAGAUCGAUCAAGAACUGGCCCCAGCUUGUGGAGUUGUACCUGUCUGGCAACGGCCUGACUUCGCUGCCCGCUGACGACCUGGAGGAGUCGAGUCUUUUGCAGACCUUGUACAUCAACGGAAAUAAAUUCACCAAUUUGCCUGCGGACAUUUCGAGGGCCAAGAAGCUGGCCGUCCUGGACUGCGGCAAUAACUACCUGAAGUACAACAUUUCAAAUGUGCCCUACGAUUGGAACUGGAACCUGAACCCCAAUCUGCGCUACCUUAACCUUUCCGGCAACAAGCGACUGGAAAUCAAGCAGACGGCAUGGGGUGGGCCAGAUGGACCUGGCGCAGUGAACCGGGAGCAGUACACCGACUUUAGCCGGUUGCUGAACCUGAGAAUCCUAGGUCUCAUGGACGUCACCUUGACGCAGCCCAGCAUCCCCGACCAGAGCGAGGACAGACGAGUUCGGACAUCUGGCUCACUGGCCGGUCACCUCCCCUACGGUAUGGCGGACACGCUGGGCAAGAACGAGCACUUGUCAACGGUAGAUCUUGUGGUGCCUCGGUUCAACUCGUCCGAAACGGAGAUGCUGCUGGGUCUAUUCGAUGGCCAAGCCUUGUCAAGCGGUGGCUCCAAGAUAGCAAAGUAUCUGCAUGAGAACUUUGGCCAUAUAUUCGCCACGGAACUGAAAGCUAUAAAGAACAAACCAGAUGACACUCCAACCGACGCAUUGCGAAGGGCGUUUUUGGGCUUGAACAAAGACCUGGUCACGGUUGCCGUCCAACACUCUGAGGAAAGAUCCAAGGCGACUCAUAGGGGCUCAGCGCAACCGGUCGUACUCAGUAAGGAGGACUUGAACUCCGGCGGCGUAGCUACAGUCCUGUACCUGCAAGCCACGGAGCUCUAUGUCGCCAACGUCGGUGACGUCCAAGCCAUGGUCAUCAAAACAGACGGCAAGCAUGAGAUUCUCACAAGAAAGCAUGAUCCGGCGGAGCCAUCGGAACGCUCGAGGAUCAGGGAAGCCGGGGGUUGGGUGUCCCGCAACGGCCGAUUGAACGACUUGCUUCAAGUUUCCCGGGCUUUCGGCUAUGUCGAUCUGAUGCCCGCAGUGCAGGCGGCGCCCCACGUUACCCAAAUGACGAUCAAGGAGCACGAUGAAAUUAUCUUGCUGGCCACCCGUGAGCUUUGGGAGUAUCUUGCUCCAGGUCUUAUUACAGAUAUUGCCCGAUCCGAGCGGCAGGACCUCAUGAGAGCAGCCCAAAAGUUGCGUGAUCUGGCCAUGGCAUACGGCGCGUCUGGGAAGAUUAUGGUCAUGAUGAUUGGCGUUGCUGACCUCAAGAGGAGAGUUGAGCGAUCUCGCUUGCAUCGCGGCACUAGCAUGUCUCUGUAUCCUUCAGGGAUACCGGACGAUACCCAAGUAUUCUCUACCAGACGAAUACGCAAAGCAAAGGGAGAUGUGCUGGACUCGUCACUCAACAGACUCGAAGCCGAGAUUCCUGCACCAACUGGCAAUGUGUCCAUUGUAUUCACCGACAUCAAGAACUCGACGACACUCUGGGAGAUGUACUCGAGCGCGAUGAGGUCUGCCAUCAAGCUGCACAAUGAGGUUAUGCGGCGUCAAUUACGCAGAAUUGGAGGGUACGAAGUCAAGACCGAAGGCGAUGCCUUCAUGGUCUCGUUUCCCACAGCGACUUCUGCGCUUCUCUGGUGCUUUGCAGUCCAGAUGGAACUGCUGGAUGUCAGCUGGCCGUCCGAAGUUUUGAAUUCCAUGUCGUGCCAGCCCAUAUAUGAUAAAGAGGGCGCCUUGAUUUUCAAAGGGUUGUCUGUGAGAAUGGGUAUCCAUUAUGGAGAUUGCGUCAGCGAGACGGAUCCUGUGACGCGCCGCAUGGAUUACUUUGGCCCCAUGGUCAACAAGGCAUCCAGAAUUUCGACGGUGGCAGACGGCGGUCAAAUUACUGUUUCCUCUGAUUUCAUCUCGGAGAUUCAGCGAUGCCUGGAAAAUUACCAAGACAGCGAGCGUAAUAGCUCCGCCGGAUCUGACGAGGCAUUCGAAGAUGAGUCGUUUGCGGCCACGAUCCGAAAGGACCUGAGAUCUCUUACCUCCCAGGGGUUCGAAGUUAAGGAGAUGGGAGAGAAGAAGCUCAAGGGACUGGAAAAUCCUGAAGUUGUGUACUCUUUGUAUCCCCACGCCUUGGCUGGACGAAUAGAUCAGCACCAGCAGCAUGAGCGACGGGAUGAUUGUCUUGAAAGGCCUGUCAUUCUUGCCCCCGGUAGUGAGUUGUCUUUCGACCCAGAAAGCAUUUGGGCACUCUGGAGAGUUAGCCUUCGUUUGGAGAUGCUGUGCAGCACGCUCGAAGAAGUAAGGGGAUCUGGCCUGCAACCACCAGAGACUGAGCUCUUGGAACGCAUGAGAUCGAGGUGUGGAGAGGUGACGGAAAGGUUCUUGCUCAACUUUAUGGAACACCAAGUGAGCAGAAUAGAGACAUGUGUCUCGACCCUUUCAAUGCGACAUCUGGCUCUCGGGCAACCGAUCAUCAAAGAACUCAAUGACCUUCGUGGCCCCAUGUCGACGAUACUCGAUUUCUUUGCGAAGCAAAAACAAGAACUGGCGCGAUACAAACAGACUUUCGGGGACUUGCCAUCUGAGAAUGAUGCCUCAGGCGGCAAGCCACAACAGGCUGUAAUCAGCGCCGAAGAGGUGGAUUACUAG
Molecule: messenger RNA, 6510 nt
Organism: Metarhizium album ARSEF 1941
Lineage: Eukaryota; Fungi; Ascomycota; Sordariomycetes; Hypocreales; Clavicipitaceae
Product: adenylate cyclase, ACY
Exons: 4
Coding region: 1-6510 (2169 amino acids)
Biological process (GO): intracellular signal transduction; cAMP biosynthetic process
Molecular function (GO): protein binding; adenylate cyclase activity; magnesium ion binding
Source: RefSeq, a predicted model, not a curated record